Molecule: messenger RNA, 1467 nt
Organism: Cladophialophora carrionii CBS 160.54
Lineage: Eukaryota; Fungi; Ascomycota; Eurotiomycetes; Chaetothyriales; Herpotrichiellaceae
Exons: 1
Coding region: 1-1467 (488 amino acids)
Source: RefSeq, a predicted model, not a curated record
AUGGCCAAGUCUGUGCUCGUGUCCCCUUUCCGAUACCUCGCCAAUCUGGUUGCCUCUCCCAAGAGCUCUGCUUCGACUGACUCUUCCCACCUCGACCCGUCUCUGCGGCAAGACCCGUCUCCCUCUACCAAGCGCAAAGCCGAUCAGGAAGAACAGUUUGGGCGGCAACCAAAAAAGCAUGCAAUAAGGACGGGGCACGGCACUCCCGACCCAUAUGAGGAUGACAAUGACAACCACUCCGCUUCCAGUCCAGAUCUUCCGAUGAAAAGGACUAGAAUCGAGGCAGGGUUGGAUCGCUCGCUUAUGCCUCCUCCAGCGACUCCCCACGGCAAGAUGAAGAAUUUCCCAAUACAGCGUAUCAGCCCAUCGACAAGGCGGGAUUCCCAAGGCUGGAUCCGCGAUGAUGAUUCAACGUCGUUCGUGUCAACUGCCGUUACAAGAAAAAAGCCGGACCUAGUGGACAACGACCUGAUGGAAGAAGCAAGAAGACACGCUGCUGCGAUUACUCUUCCCCCGAACUCGGGCAUCUGGUCACAGACCGAACGCGAGCUGUUUUUCCACCUGGCGUAUCGCGGCUUCGAGCCUCUGCUGCCACAGAACUGGAUGCUGGACUUCGACACCUUACCAAUCAGUGUAUUUGCGCAUGAGGACUCACUAGAUCCAGCACUGAUCCAGAAUGUCAGAGACAACCAGUUCAGAGCAGGACACGCCCUCCGGCGGCUUUUUGAGGCUGGACAAGAUGCACGGGACAGAAGUCACGUCAGUCCUGGAGUGCGGCGAGAGAGGGUGCUGGAAAAGUCUGUGAAAAGAUACCUUUACUGGGCUUUGACUGAUGUCGGGCUGCGACCGAGAUCGAAGACGCAAUACAUCCCGGUCCACGUGGUCGCCGCGAGGAGAACGGGUCAUUCUACUCUACAAACACUGGAGGAAGUUGCGACCAAAUUACAGAAGUUGUCAGAGAGACAUCAAAGGGCCCAGAAUGUCCACCCUAGCGUGGAAACACGCGGCAUGAAUUCGGCAGACGCAGACGAGACUCGGGUUGCGGACGAUGAUCCGUCCACGCCAACUCUAAUUGGACUCGUCAUUAUAUCUGCCGUGCUUGUUGUCGUCACAUUGAGUCCGUUCGCCCCGCCAGCGCCAGAGUGCACCCAUGGAGAAAUAGCCUCUCCGGCCCCUUCUGGUCCCUCCACUCACGGAGGCACAAGCUUCAACCCCGACAGGCUUCGUAUAAUCGCUGAACUGGAUUUCAGCCAAAAAGAUCAAGAUGUGUGGAAUGCGCUUGGGGUGGCAAUUGCGGCAAUGGAGAUUCGGCGGGAGGCACUGAAGGUGAACCGCGGAUUCACCAACGAUGAUAUGAGUGCAAUGGACUGGGAUGGCAUGUCGACCCCAGGAUCAAAGUUCGAGGACGACAUGGGGGAAGUGAGUACGCUGUCAAGACUGCAGUUGGAUGACGACCCAGACUUGUAA